Molecule: messenger RNA, 3469 nt
Organism: Penaeus chinensis
Lineage: Eukaryota; Metazoa; Arthropoda; Malacostraca; Decapoda; Penaeidae
Product: serine/arginine repetitive matrix protein 1-like
Exons: 4
Coding region: 200-2458 (752 amino acids)
Source: RefSeq, a predicted model, not a curated record
GGGAAGAAAGUGUGUUGCUUAGAAGGGUCUGCUCUGUUAGAGGCCCAGACUUUUGUAUUUCCUGUUGUAAAAGUAAAUAUAGUAAAAUAAAGGAUAUAUAUUUGUCUCUCUUAAAUCAAUCAUAAUUAUAAAUUUGUGAAUCAGUGUUAGUGAAAUAUUAUGUGGAGCGAGUGAGGUCGUGCGAGGUGACCCAGGCAGGAUGAGGCACAAGGAUCAGCGCGGAGAUCGUGGCCCCGCAGGAGCGCCGCCUUCGCCGACGUCAGUGAGCAAGGUGCGAAAGGCAUCCUACUACGUGUGGUUCCUGGGGGCUGAGGAAUGCCGCGGCCUACGGGGCUCGGAGUGCGUUCGACCCGUUGUGCACUACCUGGUUGGGCGUGAGAGAGAGCACGAGCCAGACAAGGUGACGCUGCAAGUGUCUGGGAGGGGCAUCAAACUCCUCCAGGUAGGGACACAAGGGCGCCAUGGAGCCCCUACGAAGCACUUUAUCCCAGCCUCGGCAGUCACAUAUGUUCAACAGGAGCAACGGCCGGAGGAUGAUAUUGUGUCUGCCAUUCUGCUUAUUUACAACCCGCUGACCCGCUGUCCCGUCCACGUCCACACCUACCGCUGCGAUUCCACGGAGACAGCCAGUCUCUUGCGGGAGCAUUUGCUGCAGCUGGUUGAGCGGCCCGAGCAGCAGGCCAAGUUGGCGGCCUUAGAGUCACGUCUGGCUGCCCGUGGGCUGCUUCCAACGUCCACAUCCAACCGUGCAUCCGAUGGCGCCUCAACAGGCUCAUCGACGUCAUCAGGGGCGGGCGGCAGUAGUUCGGGACGCUCCCCUGGGGGAGGCCCUGCUGGUCCAGGCCCCAACAUGGCCUCGCUAUAUGACUCCCUGGCAGCCGAGCUGAGGGAGAAGCUCGGCUCUCGGGGCGCCCCGCUCCUGCUGCCCCCUAGGGACUACGAUACUAUCAACAGGUCACGAGGGCGUCUCGCCGACUCACGGCGCACCGGUCCAGCAGCGGCUCGCAAGUCGCACGAGGAUGACUCAGCCAGGUCGUCAGGCAUCGGCAGCGACGAUGCUCCGUCCCCGACCCACGAGCGAGACCUGGACCCCAUCGAUAACCAGUCGUCAUCAGGUGUGCACUCAAACCCGCUCCCUCCUCUCCCCAGCCCCGCCUCUCCCACCAUCUCCAUUCCCCAAGAUGAGGAGUGGGAGGCCCACGGCAGCAUGGAGGUGCGAGGCGAGGCCAGCCUUAUCCUCGUACAGCCUUCGUGGCGUGGGCGGGAGUCCUCUGGCCAGGUUCUCGGUCCCCGGCCAGUGGCCCGAAGCGGCCCGGCCCAAGCCUUCGCCGCCCGCAGCCAGUCCCCCAUCCGCGGCCGGCCUCGUGCUGCCAAUCACUCCCCCGUGCGAGGCCGCCACCCCUCCCCAUCGCGGCCCCCCCGCGACGCGUCUCCCAUCCGCCCCGUCCACCAGAGGAAAGCCCCGCCCUAUCGCCAGAUGCAGCACGCCAGAGAACGGAGCGAGUCACCAGUCUCUCCUCGUGAGAGGUUUCAGGAUGCACGAGAGAAGUUCCGUUCCCUAGAGAGAGAGUGGCAGCGCCCAGAUCGUCAGGACCUCAGCACUCGUUCCCAUCCGCAUGCGGAUAUUACCCGGACACCUUCCUGGGAGCCCAGUCCGAAGCCUCAAGGCGGCGCCAGGGACUUCCGCAGCCCUGUGGAGCAACUGCAAGCUGGCCGUGACGAGGGGCUGUGGCCCAAGAGCGAUCGUGACACCGGCUAUGGGUCCCGGGAUGGCCUUCUGCGGGAACGUCCGCGCGGCCGUGACUGCGACCGAGGGUACGGGACAUGUGACACCCGAGACUCUGACCCGUGGCGACGCGAGGUCGGACGCCGCACUCCUGACCUGUGGCAAAAGGAGCCCCGGGCAUCGAGUCCAUCGCGCGUGGGACGCGGCCGCAGCCCCAGCAGAGAGUACCGAGUACCGCGCGUGAGAUCGCCGGAGCGCCCAGACUACCAGCGAGCAAAAUCCAUGCACGAUCUCAGCCAGCGUCGCUUGGCACACGAAGAAGACCGUCGAGCGCUGAAUGAUCCCCGAAGGAGGUCAAUGUACGACGCUGCCGAGGACUCCCGACCCCUGAAGGAAUCCAGGUCAGGACGCCGGUAUCGCUCACACGCCAGUAUCCGCCGACGUAGUUCUUCAUGCAGCUCGGAAUCGUGUCAUUCAGUUGACAGUUACAACGAGAUCCCUGACGCACGCAGAUUUCCUGGUCUCGACCGUGCUACCGCUAGACCGGAUCCCCUAGACCAGCCCCGCCUCAUGGCCCAAGCCAAGCGCACCUUUGACUACCCUGUUAACGGCGGUACAGCAGCCGUCCACAUCAGCCGCGCCCAUCACGAUGACUAUCGCCGCUUCCGGUACGACCACACAACCACUCCACAGUUCAUUCGCUCAACAUCAGUUCCUUCCACUCAGUACUAGACUUUGCACCAAGGCAUCGUGAACAAUUUGGCUGGAUUCCUAAUAAUCGCUUACGUAUUCAGGUUCUCUUAUUUCCUUCCAUUUACAUGCUUUCCGCUUGCGUAUUCCGAAAUUUAGCUGCCUGGUUCGAAACAGUUGCUAACAAGUGCAAUGGGAAAAUACUUUGACUGUGUCUGUUUAUUUGCAAUGGUCGUAUAAAAUAAAUGGUAUGUCGAAUAAUACUGGACAGUCAAACAUGACAAUCGGAGUGGUUCCUUUCUGAAUAAUUAGCUGUUAAUAAACUUAAUAUGUUCUUUAUAUCCAGUAUAUUUACUAAAAAUAUCAAAGUGUAGCUGUGAAUUAUAUAUGUAAGGUAUGAACUGAAUAAAUUACUGGUCUCUAUUGUGUAGCUUAUGGAUACUCUCGAAUGUAAAUAUUUUGCACUGAUUGAUUUGGGACCAUGAUACUACGUAUCUGUUUUAUUGAUAUGUUUGAAUUGAAUGUUUUUUGUAAUUUUUUUGUGAUUUUGGCAAUGUGUAUCUAAAACACAUGUUUGCCUGCCAUAAAUAUUUUAAAUCUUCCAUACCUGGAAGCCCUCUGCUUUGAUUCUAUAAGCAGACAUUGUAAAUAUUAUUGGAUGCAAGUGUUUGCUUUACAAGUGUGUUUUCAUUAGUACUGCGGAUGUCUCCCUUCCCUUCUAUAAGGCAGCUGCUUUGUUAAAUCUGUACUGUUAAUUUUCGUUAAAUUGCCCAGCUCUAAAGGCAAGCUUUUUCAUAACUUUGGUAUGAUUUUAUCCAUGUAGUGGACGCAAUGAACUUUUUUUCAAAGCAGUUGAAAUCUAAUCUACUUUAUAGAAUAUUUUCCAACACAAUAUAAAUUGAGCACUUAUUAUGAUUAUUGUUGAAGGGUAGUUUCUCUUCAUUUUGUAUAUAUAAUGUACAAAUGUGAACAUGUUUGUAAAUUUACCUCAGUGCUCUCAAAGUAAAGGAAAACUUUAUGAGUUAGUAUCUUUAAUAAAGAUUUUAAGGGAGA